Messenger RNA from Bursaphelenchus okinawaensis, 1107 nucleotides. NCBI's taxonomy places the organism in Eukaryota, Metazoa, Nematoda, Chromadorea, Rhabditida, Aphelenchoididae. The record is from the annotation of a GenBank genome assembly.
AUGAAGUUUUAUGAAGGUAAACGGGUAAAGAUAGAUGUAAUUGGCACAGAAUUCUUGGUUUUUGAAUCUGAAGGUAAGGGAAUAUGUUUUAUCUAUAUGUUUCUUAGAUUGUGAUGUUCUACUGGAAGAAUUACGGGUUGUUGGAAGUCUUCUAAACGAAACAAAGAUAUCUGAAGAUGCUCCCGGCCCUAUAUCUUUAUUGCCUGAGCAAGUACAGGUUUUAGCUGAAGCUGGUAAGUUAUAAAACAUUUAUUUGUGUUAGAUUUUAUGCAUUCACAGAUAGAAGUUUUUAAAUCUAUUUUAGGUAUGGUGAUUUUACGAAGAAUCAAGACAUUUGAUGGAGCUAAACAAGAUGAACCCUCUACCAGCAAAGUAGCGGUUGAUCAGGAAGAAGAAGUAAGUGUCGUUUUGUUUAAUAAUUGUAGUUUAGGAUCUUCUUAGAACAAAAGCAGUUGAAAUCGCUAAAAGAAAGGAGCUGAAGAAUCGAAAGAGGAAAGUCUUGGGAGAUAAUGUAGCUGCCAAAGUGUUGAGGUUAAAGAAAUCGGACGAAAAAGGAAUAGACGAAAUAGAGGUUGACAAUACUGAAGUGGAAAAAGUUUUGCUUCAGCUAAAACAACGACUUGGGUCAAAAGACGAGUUUAUGGUUACAUAUUAUAGUAAGUAUUGCUUAGAACUUUGUUGGUGGAAAUAAAAAGACUUUUUUACAAGAUACAUUUGAACAUAAUAACAUUGAUUAACGAAAUGUUUUUAGAUAGUCCAGAUGAAACAUACGAAGAACUUACUAUAGACGACUUACCGUUACCAUGUGAUCUUGAGUAUAGAUGUAAAGUUACAGUAUUCCAAGAUUUAUGGAGAAAAGGCUUCUAUCUAACGUCGGGAGAAAAGUUUGGUUGUGAUUAUCUGGCGUACGAGAAGAAGCCAGGAGAAGAACAUUCCAAAUUUAUGGUUUAUUGUAAGCGGACGGAGGAAAACAUAUUACCCAUGGAUAUCUUGUCUCUCUCGCGGGUUGCUAAUCAAGUCAAGAAGGUAGUGUUGUUAGCUGUUGUUUCUGAAACGUCUGUUGCGCCAUCGUAUGUUGAAAUGAAUUGGUGGAAAGGAGAUGAAUAA